Molecule: messenger RNA, 1074 nt
Organism: Aspergillus ruber CBS 135680
Lineage: Eukaryota; Fungi; Ascomycota; Eurotiomycetes; Eurotiales; Aspergillaceae
Product: tartrate dehydrogenase
Exons: 2
Coding region: 1-1074 (357 amino acids)
Molecular function (GO): oxidoreductase activity, acting on the CH-OH group of donors, NAD or NADP as acceptor; NAD binding
Source: RefSeq, a predicted model, not a curated record
AUGACAGUGAAACCAACCUACCGCAUCGCCUCGAUUCCCGGCGACGGCAUCGGUCCCGAAGUGGUCAGCGCCGCCAUCCAAGUCGUGACUAAACUGUCCCAAACCCUGGGAACAUUCGAUAUCGAUUUCACGCACAUUCCCUGGGGAACUGAAUAUUACAGGCAGCACGGCAAAUACGUCUCCGACAAUUCCCUGGACGAGUUACGCCAGUACUCAGCAACCCUCUUCGGCGCCGUAGGGGACCCCAACGUCCCAGACCACAUCUCCCUCUGGGGCCUGUUGCUCGCCCUCCGCAGCCCUCUCCAACUCUACGCCAACGUCCGCCCCGUGCGCACCUUCCCAGGAACAAAAUGCAAACUCAACACAACCAAGCAAAUCAACUGGAUGCUCGUCCGCGAGAACUCCGAAGGCGAGUACUCAGGCCAAGGGGGCCGCUCGCACAUCGACCACCCUUGGGAAGCAGCGACUGAGACCGCAAUCUUCACGCGCGUGGGCAUCGAAAGAAUCAUGCGGUUUGCGUUUGAAAUGGCGCAGUCGCGGCCUAAGAAGCUGCUUACGGUCGUUACGAAGAGUAACUCGAUGAGGCAUGGGAUGGUCCUUUGGGAUAAGGUUGCUGCGGAGGUCGCGAGGGAUUUUCCCGGUGUGGUCUGGGAUAAGAUGCUUGUUGAUGCUAUGACGGUGAGGAUGGUGGAUAGGCCUGAGUCAUUGGAUACUAUUGUCGGGACGAAUUUGCAUAUGGAUAUUUUGUCUGAUUUGGCUGCUGCGCUGGCGGGGUCAAUCGGUGUUGCGCCGUCGGCGAAUUUGGAUCCUACGAGGAGAAAUCCAUCGAUUUUUGAGCCGGUGCAUGGGAGUGCGUUUGAUAUUACGGGGAAGGGGGUUGCGAAUCCUGUGGCUACUUUUUGGUCUGCGGCUGAGAUGUUGAACUGGGUGGGGGAGAGGGAGGCAGCGGGGAAGUUUAUGGAGUGUUUGGAGAGGGUUUGUGAGAAUGGUGUUCUCACGGCUGAUCUUGGUGGGAAGGCAAAGACGCAGGAUGUUGUUGAUGCGCUCUGUGCUGAGAUUGAGAGGCUUGCUUAG